Molecule: messenger RNA, 1733 nt
Organism: Cyclopterus lumpus (lumpfish)
Lineage: Eukaryota; Metazoa; Chordata; Actinopteri; Perciformes; Cyclopteridae
Product: SH3 domain-containing kinase-binding protein 1
Exons: 6
Coding region: 191-595 (134 amino acids)
Source: RefSeq, a predicted model, not a curated record
CUACUUUCGUUGCAUAUUUGUUUCCCUCUGCUGUGGCAUGAGAGAAACAGCCGCCUCUGGAGUACCACCCACUUACCAGCACUUCGAUAACUCUCAGAUGUAGACUUAAAGACUCUUUCACUCUCUCCACUUGUAUUCCCCUCUGUCACGAUGGGCAGCUAUAGCUCAGCCCUCAUUCCUGGUGACACUCAUGAUGACGGAGGAGAGAAAAGAAAACCAGAGUGAAGACCCAGAUUCUUUAACACCUCAAGAAAACGCUCAGGAAACACGGCACAAUGGGGCUGCCCUGCCGGCAGCAGCCCCCACACGCGUGCCCAUGCAGUCCUUCACCUCCCUGUUACCGAAGGCUCUCUCUGCUGUGCUCCAUCUGGCGGCUCCUCCGGGCCUCAACUCCGACCCCCAGCCAAGCAGAAGCCCACCCAACCUGGAACAACUGCAGACGGAGCUGAGAGACCUGAGGGACCAGUUUGAGCUGAUGAAGAGUCAGCACAACAAAGAAAUCCAUCUGCUGAUGAAUGAGCUCGAUGAGGAGAAAAGGAUUCGCUUGACUUUGCAGAUGGAGAUUCAACGUAUGAAGAAGCACAUGUCUAAAUGAGGGGAGUGGAGAACUUCUACGUUAUCAAAGACACGUUUAAAGGUCCUGUUGUACACUUAUCUGAUAAAUUAUAUUUUUCUAAGUUUUAGAAAAAUCAUCGUUGCUCCUUUUUGAUUGUAUUUUCUUGACAUUUGUGAAUUGGUCUGGAGGGCUGAAUGUUUUAAUGAUGACAUUAAAAUGAGAGAAUCUGUUGCAUUGCCCUGUUUUACAAUCAAUUGGUUUCCUAUAUCUCUGAAGAUGGACUCUUAAUAACCAGCAUUUGAAGCAUCCUGGAGUGGGGGAAAUGUUGUCUUGAUGUUUUCAUGAAGAUAAACAUGUGUUAGUUUGUUGAUUUCCCAUGACUGUUGGGAUGAAUAUGUAUCCUACAUCAUCACGGUCAAAUGGGUUUUCCAUAAUUUGUCCGUUAUCCAACUGUGUGGAAAACAUUUGACAGUGAAACAGAGAGGAGGAUAUAAAAUGAGAGCCAGCAGUUAAUCAGCUGCCAUAAUGUAUAAUAAUAAGAAGUGGAGGCACAAGCAUGAAGCUUCUUUCUUAUUUCAGGUGCAUUUCAUUUUCAAAUAUGUAAAUUUGCCUUUUGAUCGUAGAAAAAAAAUGCAUUGACCAAGCUGUCAGUGAGUUCAUCAGUUGUCACUAUGUAGAAGGUGAAUCCAUUAAAAAUGUCCCGUUAUCGACUUGCGAUUUUAUUAAUGAUAAAAAGUGCAUCAGAGUGGUGUUAUAUGUGAUUGAGGGAACGUCCUCUAUAGAACAUAAGUGCAGUUCAGUCUAUGGAUAGAAAGUCAUGUUGUUUUAUGGCGAUAAAUGUUCAUACUUAAUGUUUUCACUCUUAAUGAGAAAUUUGUGAUUCUACAAAAUCUGCAAUAGUUAUGUUUGUCUCUCUCAGUUUGACUAAAUUACGCCCUGAUCAUAAAAUGGCAUUACUGGUGUGAUUUCCAGAAUCAAACUGGAGACUCAUAGCAGACGAGAAGAAAAUAAUGUAAUUAAUAAGUAUUAGUUAAGUAAUGUAUUCUUUUAAACCCAGGGUCGCUUUGGUAGUUGAAGUCACAACUUCCAUUACUGAGAUAACGUCUCAUGAUAAAUCAUUGGUCAAAAGUCCAAUUCACCCGACAUAAAGAACCUUCUUCGGGCAAAAUGUUUCUUA